AUGGGCUCGCCUCUCGCGCCCGUUGUAGCAAACAUUUUUAUGGAGUGGUUCGAAGAAAAAGCACUGGAGUCCGCCAGUGUUAAACCGCGAUACUGGUGGCGAUAUGUUGAUGACGUUUUUGCUGUCGUCACCCGGGACGGAUUGAAGGAUCUGACGUCACACCUUAACCAAGUGCAUGCGAAGAUAGAGGUCACCAUGGAGGAGGAGAGCGAAGGGAAGUUACCGUUCCUGGAUGUGCUGGUCAUCCGAGAGCCGAACGGACGCGUGACUCACACCGUCUACCGGAAACCGACGCACACAGACCGGUACCUACGAGCCGAUUCUCAUCACCACCACUCACACCUAUCUUCGGUGCCUCGUACGCUGCUGAACCGAGCACUUGCUCUAUGCGACCACAAAUACGUUGAUGCGGAACUAAGGCAUGAACUAUCUCUGAUCUUGGACAAGGAGGAGGUGGAGACGUCUCCCUUGAGAAAUGUCCUUCAUUGA
Messenger RNA from Trichoplusia ni (cabbage looper), 489 nucleotides. RefSeq lists its product as uncharacterized. Bases 1 to 489 code for a protein of 162 amino acids. The record is from RefSeq and is a predicted model, not a curated record. The transcript has 2 exons. NCBI's taxonomy places the organism in Eukaryota, Metazoa, Arthropoda, Insecta, Lepidoptera, Noctuidae.